UAAUUAAAAGCAGGCGGGCAUAAAUGUUAUAUUAUUUUUACAAGUAUUUGAAGGGAACAAACAAUUAGUUAUGGAUUCGAACAUAAGUUUUUAUGAUGUCGAAGAUCGAGUCGACAAUUUUAUCAUUCGCAAAAACCCACCCAACGCUAAUUUCCAUAAAACCGAUUCUGCCAAAUCGGGUCCUAAAAUUCACGAAGAUAUACCCCUGACCUUGGCGCACAUUAUACGGGCAACCCAGGAUCCCGAAACGCCAGAUGUUUUUAUAACUCAUAACAAAGAGAACGCCUCCGAUCCCAUUUAUUUUCGCACCUGCAUUGUGUACGCGUUUGUCGCCGGAUACGGAACGCAUAACACGGCCUUUAACAAAUACCAUAUUGAUGAUAGCACCGGGUUUCUGGAGGCGAGUAUAAGCAAGGGUCAGGCGAAAAAGCAAACUAUUGCUGGCCUCCACGCAGAAGCCACUUCACUGGCCUCCUCCGAAACCUUCAAGCCCAUAGCCGAGAGCUUGAUCCGCCUUCUGGGGGCUGCCACGGAGUACAUAGAUCCCGGAGCGAUACAGAGGGGCCACAACUUGUUUCUGCGCGGAAGACCGAAUAACUUCAGGGGAAAUAUCGGUCUGGAUGCCUAUUCAUUUUUCAUAGACAGCGGCUCAUCCCGAAAACUAGAAAUAGGCUUUGCCAAUCACUUGUUAAGCUGGCAUCACAAUUACAAGGGUACAACGCACGUUACAACACACAAAUAAACGUUUUUUGUAUUGAAAUUUUACUGGUAAUAAAAAAUCAAGCAUUUUGUUAAAUAAGGAGAA
This is a messenger RNA of Drosophila serrata, 805 nucleotides long. RefSeq names its product verrocchio (gene ver). NCBI's taxonomy places the organism in Eukaryota, Metazoa, Arthropoda, Insecta, Diptera, Drosophilidae. The record is from RefSeq and is a predicted model, not a curated record.